AUGGAUGAUGUGGAGGUGAACAUGAUCAACUUCUAUAGUGUACUUGAUGAAGACAUUGACUUGGGCCAGCUUGAUCCGACAAACAAUAAUACUGAGGAACAUGAAGACAUUGAAGAUGAACCUUUAGAAGUCUUAGACAAUGAUAUCUUUGAGUCAUUUGCUAGUGAAAAAGAGCCUAGGAAGAAAUUGUUAAGGUCCAUUCUAAAACCAGUUGCUUGUUCAUCUGGUGAGGUUCACACUAAAGCUUUUAAGAUUAGUCAGACGUUCAAGGAAAAGGAAAAAAUAAGAGAAUUUAUUGCCAAUUACUCUGUAAAAGAAAGGAGGGAUCUACAUUAUGGAAAGAAUGACAAGACAAGAGUUAGGGUAAAGUGUAGGGGUAUUGUUCCUGAAUUGACUGGUGACAGUAAUAAAGGUAGGGGCAAUUUAGUACUUUCCAAGAAAACAACUUGUCCAUGGGUUCUUUUUAUAUCUAGGGCAGAUGAGAAACAAGUUUGGACUGUCAAAACAUACAAAGAUUCUCAUUCUUGUUUGCAAACAAGGACAGUGAGGGCUUGUUCAUCUAAGUUUCUAGCUAACAACAUAUUGCAUCAAGUUGAAAGUAAACCCAAGAUCCCUACACGUGCUUUACAAGAGGAGUUAGUACAGAGGUAUUCACUUUCAAUAUCAAAGAUGAAAGUAUUUCGGGCCAAAGCUAUGGCAAAACAAUAUGUUUAUGGUGAUUAUGAAAAGCAGUACGGUGUUUUGAGAGAAUAUGCCAUGGAAUUGAAGUCAAAGAAUCCAGGAACAACUGUGAAGAUAGAUGUCGAAAUUGAACCCAAUGGUCCCUUUCCAGGACAAAUUCUUACUGCAGUUGGGCUUGAUUCGAACAAUGGCAUUUACCCAGUUGCAUAUGCCAUUGUAGAGACUGAAAAUAUUAACUCUUGGACAUGGUUUUUGGAACACUUGGGUGAUGACUUAGAUUUGAAUUCUUCAUCUAACUUCACUUUCAUUUCAGAUCGGCAAAAGGGAAUCUUGGCUGCAAUAGAGAAGUUAUUUCCAUCAGCUAAGCAAAGGUUCUGUUUAAGACAUGUGUAUGACAACAUGAAAUUUAAACACAAAGGAGAUGAAUUGAGGGAAGCAGUAUGGUGUUGUGCAAAAGUAUACAACAUACCAAAAUUUAAUAGGGCUAUGGAGAAACUGAAAAAGCUUAACCCAGAAGCACAUGAGUGGUUAAGUAAAAUUCCUGCAAAACACUGGGCAAGAUCCCAUUUCUCUGGAAGGGCAUUGACUGAUAAUUUGACAAAUAAGUUGUGUGAGGUAUUUAACUCCAAGUUAGAUGAGGCAAGGGACAAGCCUAUAAUCACUUGUUUGGAAUAUAUUAGAGAAUACCUCACAAAGAGAAUAGUAAAUGUUCAUAAGGUGCUAGCCAAAUGCAAAGGUUCUCUAAGUAAAACUGCAACAACAAUCUUAGAAAACAAUAAGACAGAGGCAAGUAAGAUGAGGGUUCUAUUUAAUGGAGCUGAUAAAUAUCAAGUGACUUGUCUAUGGAUGGAGCAGUAUGUUGUGAAUUUGAAAGAGAGGAGUUGCACUUGCAGGAAAUGGGACAUUACAGGUAUUCCAUGCCAGCAUGCUAUUGCUGCAAUGUAUGAUAAGAUGCAGAAUGGGUCAGAAUGUGGAGAUCCUGAGGCUUGGGUGAGCAAAUGUUACUGGCUCAGCACAUGGAAUGCUAUGUACCAACACACAAUUGACCCAAUAAAUGGAAGGAGCAUGUGGCCUAGAUCUGAUUGUCCAACAACCCUUCUCCCACCCAAACAUCACAAACAGGUUGGUAGGCCAAAGAAAAAAAGGAAGAGGGCAGUUGAUGAGCCAACUCAAAGUACCAAGUUAAGUAGGAAACACUUGAUAGUCACUUGCAGCAAAUGCCACAACAAAGGUCACAAUGCUAGGACUUGCAAGGGGCAGGGAGGUCCUAGUGAAGCUGGAAAGGGGGGUGGACAGAAGAAGGGAAAACAUGUUGUAGCUUAG
Lactuca sativa (garden lettuce) is the source of this 2004-nucleotide messenger RNA. RefSeq lists its product as uncharacterized. NCBI's taxonomy places the organism in Eukaryota, Viridiplantae, Streptophyta, Magnoliopsida, Asterales, Asteraceae. Gene Ontology annotation, molecular function: zinc ion binding. The record is from RefSeq and is a predicted model, not a curated record.